This is a messenger RNA of Suillus subalutaceus, 401 nucleotides long. RefSeq lists its product as uncharacterized. The record is from RefSeq and is a predicted model, not a curated record. The coding region runs from base 54 to 281 and encodes 75 amino acids. NCBI's taxonomy places the organism in Eukaryota, Fungi, Basidiomycota, Agaricomycetes, Boletales, Suillaceae. The transcript is spliced from 3 exons.
UUCAAACUUCUUUAUCAUAUCAAACUGAAAUAGCCCUUUAUCCUAUAUAUUAGAUGUGCUAUCGACAGCUGCGAUUCACGAAAAAUACGGCAUGCGGCCAUCUCACAUUCCAAGGCGACACUUACAUUGAUUGUUUUACACGAGACUGCAAGCUCAGUACCAGUCAUCCGACCACGUGCGGAUCACAGGGGAGACCAUGCAAUUGCCGUCGGUAUUAUAGUCAACCUCAGCGGCUGAUCACACUAGAACAACCGGGAAAAUGUCCACAAUGCCCACCAUGACAGGAUGCAAUCAAUCCGACAUACCUCACCACUAGUCGUCUAACCUCACUCUGUAUAUAUAUAUCACGUCUUGGAUCACCUAAUGUAUUCUUCUAUCAGUUAGGUUUAGUGUUCAUAUCC